This is a messenger RNA of Carassius gibelio (silver crucian carp), 5344 nucleotides long. It is a transcript of the gene nrbp2a, whose product is annotated as nuclear receptor binding protein 2a. The coding region runs from base 400 to 1926 and encodes 508 amino acids. Gene Ontology annotation, molecular function: ATP binding; protein serine/threonine kinase activity. The transcript is spliced from 18 exons. Gene Ontology annotation, cellular component: endomembrane system; cytoplasm. The record is from RefSeq and is a predicted model, not a curated record. Gene Ontology annotation, biological process: endoplasmic reticulum to Golgi vesicle-mediated transport; protein phosphorylation; intracellular signal transduction. NCBI's taxonomy places the organism in Eukaryota, Metazoa, Chordata, Actinopteri, Cypriniformes, Cyprinidae.
UCAGUAUGAAAAGCUGGUCUGAGACGAAAUGAUGCCUGUAGGUCGGGCUCUUUAGUACACUCUGUAUGUUUAAGGGUGGACUGCGACUGAGCGUCCAGAGACCCACGUCUCUCACGUACGAGACUGUCUGCUGUCCGGAGCCUUGCCGUUUUUCUGAGAAUGGGAUUAAAUUCACUAUAGCACUCAAAAUUAUACGUCGCUUAAAAAACUCUUUUCGCAAAUCGCUUUGCAGUAUUUACAGGUUAUGCGGUUGACGACUAAACUGUAAAACUUGAAAUCGUGACCAGCGAUAUUCGUCAAUGAAACACGUUUGCAGCUACAACGUUGCAGGAAGCCUCAGGGGGUCCUGCGUGCUCAGUUGGUCUUAAAGGAGCAGUCAAAGUAGCACGCGAGGGUAAAAUGACCAUGUCCGUCCCAGAGAACAUAUCGGGGUCCGGGGGGAAAGAGGAGGAGAGUGAAGAUGAGAGUGAAAUCUUGGAGGAAAGCCCCUGCGGCCGCUGGCAGAAGCGACGGGAACAGGUCAGUCAGGGAAAUGUCCCAGGCAUUGAGAGUGCAUACUUGGCCAUGGACACUGAGGAAGGGGUGGAGGUGGUGUGGAACGAAGUGCAGUUUUCAGACAAGAAGGUUUUCAAAUCCUUUGAGGAGCGGAUAAGGGAGAUGUUUGAGAACCUGAUGCAGGUGGAGCAUCCGAACAUUGUGAAGUUCCACAAGUACUGGUUGGACAUGAGAGAGAGCAGAGCGAGGGUGAUUUUUAUCACUGAAUAUAUGUCAUCUGGAAGUCUAAAGCAGUUUUUGAAGAAGACCAAGAAAAACCACAAAACUAUGAAUGUGAAGGCAUGGAAGCGUUGGUGCACACAGAUACUCUCUGCACUCAGUUACUUGCAUUCAUGUGAUCCACCCAUUAUCCACGGUAACCUGACCUGUGACACAAUCUUUAUCCAGCACAAUGGCCUCAUAAAGAUCGGCUCAGUUUGGCACAGGCUGUUUGUCAAUGUGUUUGCUGAGGCGAUUCAUGGCAAUGUGCAUCAACAUCGAGAUGAAGUGCGGAACCAGCAUUUCUUUGCUCCAGAGUAUGGCAUGGCUGGAGAUGACUACGCCAUUGAUAUAUUUUCAUUUGGGAUCUGUGCCUUAGAGAUGGCAGUACUAGAAAUCCAGGCCAAUGGAGACAACGCCGUUUCUAAAGAGGCCAUUGAUCAUGCCGGACAUUCACUUGAGGACCCUCUCAUGAGGGAAUUUAUCCAGUCGUGUGUGCUCACAGAAGCCAAGACGAGACCUACAGCUCAUGACCUGCUGUUCCACAGAGUGUUAUUUGAGGUCCACUCCUUAAAACUGCUUGCUGCACACUGCUUCAUCAAUAACCAGUAUCUCCUUCCUGAGAACUGUGUGGAAGAGAAAACAAAAUCUUUUGACCCUAACGGCGUCAUGGCAGAGAUUAAUCAUCGUGACCGGCCUGGAGUCCAUCUAAAGUACUCUCACGUUUCUCCUCUGGAGCUGGACAAAUUCCUUGAGGAUGUGAAGAACGGCAUAUAUCCCCUCAUGAACUUUGCUUCCCAGCGACCGCAUCCUAUUCCCCGUGCACUUUCAUUGUCACAGGAACAGAUGGAGACUGUGAAGACCCCAACCCCAGAACCACAGGAGACUGAAACCAGAAAGGUUGUCCAGAUCCACUGUAAUUUGGAAGCAAAUGAGGAAGGCACAAGGAGUCAUCUCUCUCUCUUUUUAAAAAUGGAUGACCGGCUUCACCGGCAGCUUAGCUGUGAUGUUUUGCCAUCUGACACCCCCAAAGAUUUGGCUAGUGAGUUGGUUCACCAUGCCUUCAUCAGUGAGGAAGACUGCGAGAAGUUGGCAUGUUUUCUUGAGGAUGCAUUAUGUAAGCACUGGUCAGGGACAUCCACCUCCCCUACUGCCAUGGCUGUGAUGUACUAAGCCUAGCUGCUCCCAUAAUAGACAGAAAGAGAUUGAAGACAGGGCCAGAGCUUGAGAAAAAGAGAUGACGAGAGAUCCAGAAGAGGGAAAUGAGUCCAAAAGUGCAACAUUUACAUCAUGAAGGUCAUGAAAAGAUGGCUUCAGAAUAAAGUGAUGGGCCUGGGGAGAAGAGCUUGCACCAUACUGCAUGGUAUCUGCAAAAACUCAGACGAGCUCAAACUGUUAAUUUUGAUCUUGACAGUUGAAUUACUGCUAUCACCUCACCAUGAUGAUUUUUUUAUGAGUUUAAAGGAUUUUUAAUUACAUCCCUCCAAGUCAUCGUGCCUAUAUGGCAUAAUCCAUCCUCAUCUCACAAAGGACAAAAUCUCGGACGGACAGUUUUGUUCCAGAUAAAUGUUAUUUAUUAUUUUAAAGAAUUAAUACCUUGUCUUGGUAUAAAUGUUUAGAAGUUCAAGCAAGGAAAUGCAUUAAACCGUUAAACCGAUUCUGCAUUUCUACAUGAUAUUAUUCUGUAUGCUUUAAAAAGCUGAGGUUGAGUAAACGAAUGUGCGGUACUAUGACAAAAGUGCUCUUUACACCUAUUAUACUAAUAUAUUUCAGUUCAUUUUUUUCAGGCUUUAAACUUCAUUUCUUGCUCUUAAUAUUGAAUUUGUAAUCUUAAUCUUUGAAUUUUUUCAGUUUAAGAUGUCUUUUUAUUUAAAGCUGCAGUCCGUCAUUUUACCGCUCCAGCGGUUAAUAAACAGAAGUGCGUGCGACUUGCAGAAGAACAUUAUAGCUGGAGCUACUUUUCUCUGUUUAUGUUUAUGGCAAAUCACGCAGGUAAUGGGCUACUCCACAGCCGUACCUACCCAAACCAGUCUAAAUAGUCCGAAUAUAACCGUAAUGAUUCAGGACAAGCCAAAAAUGGACUCAUGGUAUACUCCGUUAUUAUAUACAUUUUGAACACAAAUAAGUAACGGAAUGCAGCUGAACUUUUUUGUUCUCAAUUGUUUUUUUUCAUGAAGAUGGUAACUUUGCAGAUGUUUGUAAACAGUGGCAGUAGCGGUAUUCUUAAAUGGAUCCUUCCCCAAAAUGAAAAUGUUGUCAUUAAUUACUUACCCCCAUGUCGUUCCAAACCCGUCAAAACUUUGUUCAUCUUCAGAACACAAUUUAAGAUAUUUUGGAUGAAAAACAGGAGGCUUGUGACUGUCACAUAGACUGCCAAGUAAAAUACUCUGUCAAAAAUUCUGAAAAGCAUCAUCAGAAUAGUCAAUCUGUCAUCGAUGAAUCGAUAAAUAUUGCACAAUAUUUAAUGCGCAUCUUGUCAGUAAUUCCGGUUCUGUAAUCAGCGUUAAAUCUCUACACAUGCUCGAUUUCACAUGUAGCAGUAUUUACUAUUCAGAUCCGUCGUUCACUUACAAGCUGUGCAAAACAUGAUCGUGGUUUGGCACAGUUUGUCAGUGCACAAUGGCUUUGUGUAGUAAAUGCUGCUACAUGUGAAAUCACGCAUGUGUAGAGAUUUAAUGCUGAUAACAGAAUCAACGAUUGAACCAAUGAUGGUAGAUGGACUAUUCUGACGAUGCUUUACAUACUUUACUAAAACUUGACAGUGUAAUUUACUUGGCAGUCUAUGGGAUAGUCACAAGCUUACUGGUUUUCUUCCAAAAUAUGUUAAAUUAUGUUUUUAAGGUGAACAAAGCUAUUACGGGUUUGGAUGGGGGUAAGAGAUUAAUGUUAAAAUUUUAAUUUUGGGGUAAAGUAUCCCUUUAAGUAGUAUGUUACCAUUCAAAAAUUUUAGGUCAGUAAGAUUUUGGGGGAUCUUUUUAAAGAAAUUAAUACUUUUAUCCAGCAAGGGCACAUUCAAUUUAUUAAAAUUGACGGUAAAACUUUUACAUUUUUGUGAAAAUAUCUUUUUUUUAAAUAUAUAUAUAUAUAUAUAUAUAUAUAUAUAUAUAUAUAUAUAUAUAAAUGCUGCCCUUUUAAACUUUCUAUUAAUUUAAAGAAAAUGUAUCAUGGUUUCCACAAAAAUAUUAAGCAGCACAAUUUUUACAAUAUUGUACAAUACAAUAUUACUGUUUUACAGUAUUUUUGAUGAUACUUAAUAAAACUUAAAAGACUUCUUUCAAAAAAUAUUCAAAAAAAUCUUUCUGACCUCGAGUAUACAAGAUGUUCUAUCUGAUAAUUUCUCUAUUUUAAGCAAUAAAGCAGAAGAGCACUUCAUACAUAUUUCUUUUAUCAAGAAAAGGCUGAACUAAAACCUAUACAUUUCAGUAAGACAUUUGUUUUUAUUCAUUCAUUUAGCAGUCAUUUUGUUACCAAAGCAACCGAAUACAAAUACAAACAUAUAUAUAUAUAUAUAUAUAUAUAUAUAUAUAUAUAUAUAUAUAUAUAUAUAUAUAUAAUAAGAGCAUAAUUUAAGCAACUAAUGACACAGGGGUGCUGUUCAUGAGUCUAACAAUGUUGACAUGGGAUUUUUUUUUAUUUGCCUUCUUAAUGUGAAUAUAACCUGAUCCUAGAUCAGCUGACUGUUUAGAGGUGUUCAACAUAUAUGGGCCCAGUUUACUUUUAAUUAUUUCUGUGUCCCUUACACUAAUUAAUGCAUAGUGAUAGCAUACUAUGAACUGACUGUUGACCAAAUCAAAAGAAACCAUGAUUUACUUUAAUAAAUCCCUCUAUUGGGUAUGAAGGGCUUUUAUUCUAUCUGGCAUUUACAUAUUGCCACGGUAUGAGUAUGUUUUAUGUCAUGUAAAAUGUUUCAUACACUACUUUGUAUGUAUUCUAUAUGGGAGAACUUGAACAAUGUCAAGGCCAAAGAUGUACUGGGUGCAAUGCUGGCAAGAGUGGGUAUUACAUUGCAAGCAUAAUGUCCUGUGUAUGAUACUUGCAUAUUUACAACCGUAAUCAUUCUGCGAAAACAUCUAUGUUGCCAUGCCGUCAAAAGCAAUAGUAUCUGUUUUAGAGAUGUUUUCAGUACUGUAUUCUCCAAUGGCUGUGACUUUCCAAUAUAACUUAAAAAUAUGUGCAUGUCAGGAAAGGAAUGCGUUUACAGAACUGUUCAUUUUUGUUAUAUUGGCAUGGUUGUACAAUGGAUGUAUUGCAGCUUCAGAAAACUAUUACAAGGGAUUUGUAAUUUCCAUUUAUCUGUGCAAAUUCAAAUUAUUCAGAUGACAAGAAAAAAGUCCCCAAUCCUCCCAGUGUUAUUAUGAGACUCCAGUGUCUUGCAAUGUCUCUACGUACAAAUUUAUUACAAGAGAUAUGAAUGUACAGUGAGUAACUGUUUAAAUAUACUCUUCCUAAUUCCUAUCUCAUCUUAAUCAAAUGCAUUAACCAGACAUUUGCUUUGGGCAGUUUUAUUGUAUUUUCUUAUGUUUAUUUGUGUUGAAAUUGUAUACUGUGACAUGAAAUACUAUAACAUUAAAAUAUAUAAUUAACACUGAAA